UAACAACGAAACCUGUCAUGGAACUGGCUGGAAAGAAGAAUUUUCAUUCUGAGUGAGAAAUUUGGAUGUUUAAGAAUGUAUUUUUUUAUUUUUUAAAAAAUAAAUGGGAUCCUACACUUAGUGUCCUUCUUCCGGAAUUGGAGAGAAAAGUUGUGAUGCUAAAAUGCCUUGCUGAGAAAAACUUCUGAAGAUAUAGUCAAAGGACUCAGGGCCAAAGUUCUUCUCUUUUUUUCAUGGCUGAAGAUUUGUUUUCAGUUUCACUGUUCAACUAUUUUAAAUGAUGAAAGGUAAAAGAUGUUACAGAGUAGUCCAAAGUAUCUGGCAAUGCCAAAUACAGACCUCAGGACUGCAACACUCAUCUUCAGUCCACCCAAAAUUGUUCCUUGCAGUUGAACUGAAUCAGCAAUAUGACUUGGCAGUCAGAGCUGGGUGUAGGGUAACAAAUUAAUUCAAUUAGUUCUGCCACCAUCAGAGAUGUUGGCCCUCACUUUUCACCUGUCACACCACAACACCUAGAGACCAGUGAGUGGGGACGCACACAGAGCUGUGCUGAACCAUGUCAAAAUUGCAGAGAUGCUUCGGUCCCUGCUUAACUGUGCGAACUCCCAUUUAUGCAUGUAUUAGGUUUUCACUGCCUUUGCCUGUUCCUCUCCCCCCUCUGCUUUUUCAUGUUCAGUGGAUUCUCCUCUCUGUGUCUCUGCCUCCCUUUCUCUAUUUUUUUCCUCCCUAUUGUUCUCCACGUCACUAACUGUCACUCACUUCAUAAAGCCGUCUGGCUUGGAGCUUAAAUAUUGCAGGGCAACUAAAACCCACCAUCAGAGCCAAUUCAGUCAUAUCUGCUCAGUCGUGCGACAAGAUCGGGACUUUUAGGGUAGGGAAGAAGAGAGACAAAAGUUCACUCUUUCCUGCACAGUGCCAAGAGAGGAGGGGGACACAUUUCUUCGGUGGAGCCUUUCACAGCGGCAAGUUGCUUGCUCAACGUCCUUAACCUAUACAGUCUUUUUUGCUGGUAGCCUGCUCAGGUUGCAACGUCUGGAAACGCAGGGUGGGGGUUUGCAACAAGCCCAUGUGAGUUAAGAACAGGAGUCUGUUGGCUCUGAGUGGGCUUAGGCAGUCUUUCCUCAUGACAGGCAAUUUAAGGGAAAAGGUGACUGCCUAAAUUCCUGGCUUGCACCUUUUUUUUUGAGACUUCAGGGGGCUGACUGCUUACAGGUGGGAUCCCAGAUGUUUGAACUGGUUGUACCACUCAUCUUCAGUCCACCCAAAAUUGUUCCUUGCAGUUGAACUGAAUGAGUGACCUCAAACCACUUCACUUGCGGAAAAUAGAGAGGAUGCUCAUGACAGAUUUUUGAAAAACGUGACUAGUUCGGAAGUGAUUCCAGGAAGAGCUUAGCCAAAUGUAGCAGGCUGCAAGCGAGACAUUUGAUGGGGUUAGACAGGAAACAUUUUUCCUUCUCUUGUACAGUGAGUUUUCCGUAUGAUAAGGUUUAUCACAUCUAGAAUGUUGCUCUUGUGUGCUGCAGUGGAAACAUUCAAAUGGUAGCUGUGGAUAUCAGCAUGGCUCACAAAGAAAGAAAGGGAUGGAGUUAUCUGCGGUGCCUGGGGGACAAUGAUGUUUAUAUUGUGUGUAGUCGUGUUUUUUACAGAGUUGCACAUGAUUGGUAACUGUCGGGUGUACUUUGCUCUGUGAAUUUGCAGAAAGAGAAUGUUUAAAUCAGUUUAGAUAAUGUAUGUAAACAGCAUAAUCUUCUGCUAGACUUGUUAAUGUAAGUGCUGACAUUAACACACUCUUUUACACAACUUUAAUGACUGAGAAAGUAGCAAUUUUCUUUGGUGAUUAAAUUAUAUGUUUGCCGCUUACGCAUGCAAGGUGUUUGUGCAAGCUGAAGGACUGCGUUCUGCUCUUUGUUUUCUAACACGGGUGUCUGGGGUUGAAAUUUUACAAGGUUUGAAGGCAAGGAAAAUGAGUCCAUCUUGUUUUAGAAAAAUGACAUCAGAAAGAUUUUUUUUUUUUUUAAAUGUUGAAAAUUUGUGAAAUUCCCCAGAGCUGUAGAACUCUCAAUAUUUUGUGUGUUUGUCUAUGUGUGAAUACGUACACACAGUAGUUGAAACAGACUGGUAUGCGUUGGUGUGCCGUAACAUAUGGCAUUACAAAUAUAUCCCCGUGGUAUCUGAAGGAGGGAAGAAGUUUAGAUACUCAGAUUUCCAUGGUGUUGACUGUGCCUUCUUUUUCCCAUCACUUCUGUAUGCGUGUCUGCAUUUAGGAAACUAUAGAUGGAGGUAGUAUCUAAGAGAUAAACUUCUAGAUCCCUAUGAACAGCUAUUUUAUGAAUAAUGUUCCCUGUUUCACUUGUUAUGGUCUAUAAGUUGAUCUUUCUGGAUCACUGUAAUAUUCUACAUUCCUCAGAGACUUCAGACUGCUGUGAUGUGUUAAAUCAGGCCAUCCCAAACAAGUUUCCUCUUUAUUUUCCUCAUUCAUAGAUUUUUCCUUGCCUAAAAUUAUAUAGUGGGAAGUUUGGGAUGCACAGGAUGAAAUCCUGUCUUAGGAAUAAUUUCUUGUCAUUAAAAAAUAACAACACAUGUAAUGUUUGACUUGCAUUACUUGAAAUUGGCAAUAGGAUACCUGUAGGUGGCUUCCAGCUGAGAUAGCAGCACUGACAUUUUAGAGAGAAAAUAGGAUUUUAGGCACCAGUUACAGACCUUUGUGUUCGCCUCCAGCUUGGUUCCAAUGUCAGUGUGGCAACUGACUUCAGAAGAGGAUACAAGGAAUAACCCCAAUAACCUUGAAUAAUGAUAUUGUAUGUAAUUUAUACUAUAUAGCAAAACUAGUAUAUAUGGUAGUUAUUAAGUUUAUACAACAUUACUAACAUAGUAAUGAUGUUGUUAUUGCUAUUCGUACCUAACAGAGUGAUUUCUAAUGUAGAAUUAAUAUUUGCAACCUAUAGAGAAUUCAGGUUCGUGUAGGUGCAAGAUGGGCACCAGUUCAAGAUCUCCUUGACCCGUGUGUGGUUCUGCUGCAGAAGAGCUUGGGUGCUUGAAACCUUCACUCUCUUUUCUAACCGCUGCAGCUGCAUGCUGAUAAAUCUGUUCUACUGUACUGCUGGCGUGUGUUUGUACGUGUACAAAAUCUAAGCAGGCUCAUGCAAUGAAGCCUACAAGGCACCACAGAAGACUCUUACCUGGAAAAAGAGUUAAAUAUCCUCCCCAGCUGAAAAGUAAUUGCCCAUUUAGAGUCAGGGAAUAAAGAUUUUAGCAAGCAGUUUGCUCUGACUUCCCAGCCCUCCUUCUGCUAAUAAAUCAUUGUGAUCAGGCAAAUAAGCAAGCACAGAAGCAACCUUCUUUCCGUUCUCAAAGCGUAUUAGGGAAAUACUAGCUAAAAGCAACAACAGGCAUCAGUGGGAAAACCUGAAAUCUUUUAAAUUUAGCGUAAUUUGUGGUCAUUCUCUUUCUUUUUUCUUUCCUUAGACAGUAAGAAAUGGGUGACUGGAGUUUCUUGGGGAACAUUUUAGAGCAGGUGAACGAGCAAUCCACUGUCAUCGGGAGAGUGUGGCUCACAGUGCUCUUCAUUUUCCGCAUCUUGAUCCUGGGAACAGCUGCCGAACUCGUGUGGGGAGACGAACAGUCAGACUUUGUGUGCAACACCCAGCAACCCGGUUGCGAGAACGUCUGCUACGAUGAGGCCUUCCCCAUCUCCCACAUCCGGCUCUGGGUCCUGCAGAUCAUUUUUGUAUCCACGCCUUCGCUAAUGUACUUUGGGCAUGCUGUGCAUCACGUCCGCAUGGAGGAGAAGAGGAGAGAGAGAGAGGAAGCUGAGAAGCGACAGCAAGCUGAGAUGGACGAAGAGAAGCUGCCCCUGGCUCCAAAUCAAAACAAAGGCAACAACCCUGAUGGGACCAAGAAGUUUCGCCUGGAGGGUACCCUCCUGAGAACCUACAUCUUCCACAUCAUUUUCAAAACCCUCUUUGAGGUGGGAUUCAUAGUAGGUCAGUAUUUCCUGUACGGCUUCCGAAUUCUCCCCCUUUACCGCUGUGGGCGGUGGCCCUGUCCCAAUCUUGUGGACUGUUUUGUCUCCAGGCCCACGGAGAAGACCAUCUUUAUUAUGUUCAUGCUGGUGGUGGCUUCUGUGUCCCUCUUUCUCAACCUGGUGGAGAUCAGUCACUUGAUCUUGAAACGGAUCCGGAAGGCUCUGAGAAGACCAGCGGAGGAACAGAUUGGGGAGAUCCCGGAGAAGCCCCUCCCUGCCAUCACAGUCACCUCCAUCCCAAAAGCCAAAGGCUACAAGCUGCUGGAAGAAGAGAAGCCAGUGUCCCACUAUUUCCCUCUCACGGAAGUAGGGGUUGAGCCCAGUCCCCUUCCAUCAGCCUUCAAUGAGUUUGAGGAGAAGAUUGGGAUGGGACCAUUGGAAGAUCUCUCCAGGGCAUUCGAUGAGAGGUUACCAUCGUAUGCACAAGUGAAGGAACCGGAAGAGGAGAAGGUAAGAGCAGAGGAGGAGGAGGAACAAGAAGAGGAGCAGCUGGGACCUCGGGAAGAGCCAGGGGUGAAGAAAGUAGAGGAGGUGGUGAGUGAUGAAGUGGAAGGCCCUUCAGCACCUGCUGAACUCGCCACUGAUAUGAGACCCCUCAGCAGGCUAAGUAAAGCCAGCAGCCGGGCCAGGUCAGAUGAUUUGACUGUAUGAAGGUGCAGGAUACAGGCAGCACAUGAAAAGGAAAAAGUUGAAGAGAAAAGGAGAGAUGGAGAAAGAAUCAAAAGAUAUUUUUAAGCAAAGUGCUAAAAUGGUCAUUUGAAUAUCAGAUUCUCAACUAGAGAGGUACUAUCAUGGUAACCGUGCCUUAGUUGCCCUGUAUGCCCAUUUGAAAAGGAACAUUUUCUCUGUUUCCACAUGCCAGAUCACUCCUUACAGUAAUAUCUACACUAUACACAAACUGAUGCAUUUUAAAACCUAACAUGGCAGUGAACCCCAAAUGUCACCACUGUGAACGUAUUUACUGGAAGCUUUGUGUUCCACAUUUCUCUAGGAAGGUAGGGAAGAUCUGUCCCUUCAGCCAGCGAGGGGGAAGACUGAUCAACAACUGUAUUCAGUAUUUCUUUUUCUAUUUCCACCUAUGGCAUGCUGAGCAGAUGUCCCCUUUGCUGUUGGCAUGGAAUUGCAGUUAUUUAAUUCACAAAGUGAAUUCUGUGCUUAGCAUCACCAUGCUAAAAUGGUAAGCACCAUUUCCCUUCUCUUUUCAGGAAAUAAAGGCCAAAAUGUCCCCAGUUUCUCUGUGAAUGCAAAUCUGACUUAAGUAAAAAUAUUUUCCCUUUGCCAAAAAUAUUUCUGCUUUUCAAGUGACAUUGGCAGUGGGCAAGGUUAACAGUAGCUCUCUACUAGGAUUUAGCAGAUGCCCACAGAUGGAUUAUUUGUUCCCAAGAGGGUCAUCCAGCCCUGAGCCUAUUUCAGAGCACUGGAAAGAAUAAAUUCAAGUGGUAUUUUUUACUUAUAUUCUUGUGACUUAAAGAUCUGAAACUCAAUUUAGUGAAGCAAGCGUGGGAAGGCUUCUGUGAAAGGAGGAAACAGCUACAGCCCCCAGAGUAGGAAACCAAGUAUAUGCCUUCAUGGCACAAUCCUGACAUGUGCUCAGUUCCUGGAGCUCCCAGACUUACAGGCACUCAGCAAAUCUCAGGUACAGAGUCCCAAAGGCACCUGUGAACCUAAACCAGGGGGCUGGGUAACUAUGUGACUAUUUGAACCUCUAAAUACAAAACUGGUUGUUCAAGUUUGAAAACUCUGAUGUGAUAAUAAUCUUUUGACAUCCUUUGUUUUUAACUUGAUAGAUAGGAGCCAUCCAGGGGUCUAAUUCCCUAUUAAAUGCCAAAGUCUCAAGUAAAACAAGGCCUUUCAAAAGAUGAUUUAGACCUUUUGUGCCAACGGGUCUGUACAGAACUCUCAGAGCCUCAGCAAAAUCUUUUUUUUGUUACAAAAGGCAGAAAAGCAUUUGCUUGCAAACAUGUAAAUGUCUGUGGAUUUCUAAUUUUAGGACUACAGCAGUACCUUUUGGCUGGGACAGCGCAGCAAUGCGUUCAAAGGCUUCAGGUCAACAGCCAUGUCCCCCCAAAACUGAGCCUCAUGCCAGAAAAGUGCAGGUAUGCACUCUCAUCUGCUCUGCUCUGCAAACCUCAGACCCUGCCAGCUCAGCAAAUUCUUUCUGCUGGGCUGAAGCCCAUCCCAUUGUUCCCAGGGCAGGCUCUAAUCCAGGUCAGGGAAAAAAUGGCCUUUGGCAUAAUGCAUAAAACUCUCAUCCUGCUAUUAGCUAGAAAAGACCCUCUGCGGUCUCCCAUUGUAGCAGGGCUGACUCCCAGCCCAUUGAAGUCCAACGGGUGGCCGAGAGAGCUCUGGGUAGGCUUGGGCUCAAGUCGCCUGUCCUGCUGCCCUGUGUCCCAGCCCCAGCAGCCACCAGUAUGGUCAGGUCCGUCACUCCCUGAUCCAGCCUCUUUGGUGGAGUUUCCCUGCCUUGUUCCACAGCUGCCCUAUAUGAGCGCGAAGUUGGCUAGACUUCACGGCGCAGUGAAGUAAGCUGUACAUAUGUAGAAAGUUUGUAGGGUGCAUUGGGAUUCUUCAGCACCAUAGCGGUGCCACAUAUAUAUUUUUUAAAUAUACUAUUAAUCCUUUUGCUCCCCUUGGGCCUCUGUAUUUUCCCGAGGUUUCCAGCCUGAGGACAAAAUCUUUGCUCUCUGGACAAAGGCUGUUCGGUCGUCCUUCCUUGUGAAGGAAGACUGAAAGUUACCUCCAGACCUUCCAGUUACCUGGAAGUUUUGGGAAGGAAUAUGACAAAGCAACACAUGUAAAGGAACAUGCAGAGAGAGACUCUGGAGCUCUCUUAAUUCAGAAACAGCAGAGCAGUUUACACAAAUGAAAGGCGACUGAGAAAAGAGAAUGUUUUUCAGAAGGAAGAGUCUACUGUGCCCAAUUCAAGAUACUAGAAUUCAAGAAAGGGCAAAGAUUUAGAUGAACAGCAAAGUGCUGUUCAAAAAAAAAACAAAACAGCACUUAAACUAGAUGGGAUCUAGUACUUUUUAUUUUCUUCAUAGAAAGAUAGAGUUUUAACGGUUCGAAGCAUAAACCAGCCCGCUUGUUGAAGGGGGUUGGAAACACUUUUCGGUAGAUAAAAAACAAAUCCUGUAACGGUUCAAUAUGAGGUACCUUUUGCCUUCAGCAUCUGACCCUUCCAGAUACCAAUGUACUGGACUAGAUGAAUCACCCCCACCCUUGUUAACCUCUAAUUACUUGACAAGUCCUUUUACAUACCAGGUAUUUUAAUAACCAUCCUUGUUCCUGACCUCUGACGAGCAUACCUUCAUUAGAUCACUGGACUGCUUAAGAUGAGUGCUUAUUCAUCAGAGGUAUAUGGUUCACAAUAUCAUCAGACGUUGAGUAUGUCAUUCUGUUUCACUGGAGUGCCUCAGUAUAAUGCACUGUAUGCAAGGUACUCAAUGGACACUGUCAUUCUUUCUUCCUCUGGGUCACAACAGCACAAUGAAACAAGCCAGUGUUUUCCUUCUGCAUCCAGUCAACUGCUUGUCAAUUAUUUUUUUUCAAGUACUCUGCCAGGCUGCUGGAGAACCUGUAGCCACCAACUACGAGCCACGGCAUCAAGACAGAUUUUCUCAGCAAACUGAGCAGGGAACUAACAGUCCAAUCUUCUGAUGUUCAGCCUCAUCUCUGCAAUGAAAUCACUGUGGGACUGUCAGCAAGUCAUUCUUCCUUCUUGUACAAUUGGGAAUCACAUUCUACCUCACAAAGACAAUGUGAGGCUUGAUACAUUGUGCUAGUAAUAGAAUGGGAGGUCCUUGGAUGGAAGGCCCUACAGAGGAGCAAAGGAUUAUUGCUAUUUCUGGAUGUGAUAGCAUAUAAAUGUGUUUUAUUCCUUCUCAAUGAGACAAAUGUAAUCAUUUAUUCAAGAAAUUCCUAGUGAAGUUGCAUAACAGCCUCAGAGCUGUGGAUUCAGUGUAUGAUUCUACUAAAAAAUAAUUAAGCAAAACAUAGAUAUGUAUGUAAAGAACAGGGAGAAUUAUCUUCUUGGGAAGGGGGAAGUCACUGGACAAUUAGAGCCAUGCCUGGAUCAUUUAAAGGUGUGUGGACCCUCUUGGCUCUCUGUGCAAAUAAAUUACAAACUGAUCACGUGGCUCUCUGCAUGGAGCAUAAGAUGCAAGUGUCAAAAUCACCAAAGGAGGUGAAAGUAGAAGAGAAAGGUAGUGUCUUAGCUUACAAUAGCAUGUGGGAGUUGGUGUUCUCUAGUGUCUAGAGCAGUGGACCUAGGAUAAUAAUCUUAGAUUUAUUUCCAACUCUGCUGCUGACUUGCUGUGAUAAUCACUUUACCUCUCAGUGCCUGUUUUCUCCACCUGUAAAAUGGGUGUAAGAAUUCCCACCUACCUCACAGGGAUGUUGUGAGGCUUCCUUAAUUCUGUUUGUAAAGUAAGUAGGAAUGAUCUGAUGAAAAGAACUACUGAAAUGCAUGGUAUCUUUGUUAUUUCCUGGCAGAACUGCUAACUUGCUUAAUAUAUGACUCCUUGACCAGAAGGGCAGAAAUUUGAAAAUGUGAAUGCUGCAUUGCACUGACAACGUCAACACAGAUGUGGACUUGCCAUGAGUAAAAAAAACUCCAUUGAUCCCUCACCCCUUUCUCCCAUGUUAGCUUUGGCCUGGCCAUAUGAAGAAGCAGUGACAGUGUGGUUACAUGGACCUCUCUUCUCCAUCCUCAGCAUCCAUUCCGGGGCUGUAUUUGUUCCUAGAGGAGGGUGAAGGUUGGUGGAGGUCUAACCAUUUUAAGGUCUCUGCAAGGCAUGUGGGGGAAGGUGGUAUAGUGCAAAAUAUUGCUGGGCUUCUGUUAUAAAUCACUCAGUGCAAACUCCAAGUAAAUUUUCCAGAGUCUCCAUGGAACAGUUUACAAUUGCUUAUGGCCCACAGAAAAAAAAUCCACCUUUCAUGAAGGCAAACCCACAAAUUAUCAUAUUAUACUGACUCUCUCCUCUAAGUGAGAUAGAUACCAAUGAUCUCUUAGUCUUGAAACACAAUGAGGCACAGAUUCCUCCUCCCGUAGGUAGAGGGGGGAGAAUCUCUGCUCUCUGGGUCUGCGUGGGCAUGAAAUCUACUUACUGAGGGAGGAAAGUCCAGUCUCUCCUGCCACCCAGUAACUCACUGACUGUGCAGUUUUACAUUUAAAGAGCGGCUGUGUCACACAGCACUGAAAAAAGUGGCAGUUUGCUGUUUUGUAUAGAAAAUGGCUUUUCAGGCUAACAACUGAAAGUAAUCCUAGCCUAGGCGCAGUUUUGUUCAGUAAAGGCAGGACCAUCCAUGAGAACUAGACUAAAUCCUUCCUAUAAGCCCGAGGCAGUUGUGAUAAAGCAGUAUAUGGUGCCAGAUUUCCUGAGGGCCGGGGUUGGAUAAAUGAUCCAAAAUCAGUGAACUUCUCUAAGUACCGGAAUAAUUUUUUUCCCCAGCAGAAUGACACUACCAUUUCUUAGGCUCUGUGUGUGCUACACCUUUUAAUAUGGCUCAGGAAAGGCUUUUUGCCAACACCAAAUGUGCUGAUACAGUUGACUAGUAACCAUGGCAAAUAAAUGUGUGUUGACUUGCCAACACGUAGCCUGGCACACAGUCCUUUCCUUGCAACUAGCUUGGCAUGUACCUAUUUCAGCAGAACAGGCAAGACUCACAUCUCUGUCAACAAUUUGAGUUUUUCUCUCAGCAGCUUGAUAUACAAAGAGACACUGAAGCUCUCUUCGUCUUAGAGGGGAGGAGGCUAAGAGGGUGGGGACGUCUAACUGCUGUCUUUGGUUGCCUAAUGGGGAGUUACAAGGAAGAUGGAGCCAGGCUCUCAACAAGAGGUGCACAGCAAAAGAUGAGGCAAUGAUCACAAGGAGCAGCAAGGAAAAAUUUGACUAAAAAAAUCUGACAAGGAAAAAAAAUUGUUCAUAAAGCAGGUGCCCAGAAACAUGGUGGGAUCUCCAUCCUUGAAGGAAGAAGCCUGACUGGGAAAAGCAUUGAGCACCCUGGUCUGAUGUUAGCCUUGUGUUGAGCUUAAAUUUGGACCAGCUGGUCCCUUCCAGCCUGAACUGGAACUAUCCAUCCCAUGGGAGGCUGAAAGCUCAGUGCAGCCACUGUGUGGUGGAACAAUGGGUGUGGGGUACUUUCUGCUUCUCUGGGGUGUUCUGGUAGAGUUUGCUUAGACGGUCCCAGCAGGCAACACCAACUAACUGUGAACCGCAGCAGAGGCCAAUGCACAAACACAGUCAACUGAUAUUUGGUAGCUAGAAAGCGGCUUGAGGCGAGAACCAUGUGUUGUAUAACUGGUUUGGAAAGAGCAUUACAAAUAAAAUAAAAAAAAAAAAAA
This is a messenger RNA of Calidris pugnax (ruff), 10367 nucleotides long. It is a transcript of the gene GJA8, whose product is annotated as gap junction protein alpha 8. The transcript has 2 exons. The coding region runs from base 3476 to 4675 and encodes 399 amino acids. NCBI's taxonomy places the organism in Eukaryota, Metazoa, Chordata, Aves, Charadriiformes, Scolopacidae. Gene Ontology annotation, cellular component: connexin complex. Gene Ontology annotation, biological process: cell communication. The record is from RefSeq and is a predicted model, not a curated record.